UGUGUACGCGCGCGCCCCCGAUAGAUCCGCCGGUGCGGCCGCGCAUUGCACUUCCGGGAAGGAGCAGUGGCGGCAGCGACUUGGGUGACGGGAAUGUUUAAGCACGUUUUUCUGACGGGACCCCCUGGUGUGGGUAAAACCACCUUGGUCCAGAAGGCCUGUGAAGCCCUGACAUCAUCUGGAGUGGCUGUUGAAGGCUUUUACACCGAGGAGGUCAGGGAAGGAGGGAGAAGAGUUGGAUUUGAUGUUGUCUCUGUGACAGGAAAGAGAGGGAUCCUCUCCAGAAUUGGGUGUUCGUCUGGCUCGUCUGCAGGACGACGCGAGCACAGGGUUGGCCAGUAUCUGGUAGAUCUGGUGUCUUUUGAAAGCUUGGCACUUCCACUUUUCAGAAACGCGAGCCCCGGGGGCCGGGCAGUCUUCGUGAUCGACGAGAUCGGGAAGAUGGAGCUCUUCAGCCAGGAUUUCAUCCGGGCGGUGAGGCAGAUGUUGGGCAGUUCUGGACGGCCCGUCCUUGGCACCAUUCCUGCUCCGAAGGGCAGGCCGUUGGGGCUGGUGGAGGAGGUGCGGAGCAGGUCGGAUGUCAAACUUUUCAUUGUAACCAAAGAAAACAGAAACCAUAUCUUACAAGACAUUGUGGCCGCUCUGCAGGAGAGUCUUGGACAAACGGCGUGAUUAACAGGAAGAACGGAGAAGUCGAAUGCUCGACGCCUUUCCCAAAUUUGCAUCUUUUUGUAAGGCGUCUGAAUAGGCUUUCAUCCAACAUGUGAGCAGCAAAUAGCUUUAUGGCUUCAUUUGUAGCUGAAGGCGCCACACAGGUUUAAAAAAUCUCCCCCUGUAUGCGGAACCUAGUCUGCACGUCACCCUUACAAAAUAUGUGAUAUGUGUUUAUUAUUUGUUUUCGAAGGGUACUUCACGCUCCAUGAUGAUGAAUUAUUGGUUGCGUGAGACAUAAGAGGCACCAGGCCGGCUGGUGCUUAAAGCCAACAAAUUUGCUCCCCGUAUGACUCCGAUAAACCACUUGUUGACAUUUUGUUAGAAAAUCUCCGGCUGUUUUUUCAACUGAGGGAUGAGUUUUUCUGCUCUGGGCGUGGAGGGCAAAAGGUGGUUAAGUGCAGUGACCUGACUUUCACAUAAUCAUCAAAGCCUGUGGGUUUUCAUAAUUUAAGAAGUCAGUAUGUAAAACCACCGGUUCUGCAACUUUUGUUUUUCUUAUGAUUGGAGAAAUUGCACAUUUAACUGACCUCUGAGGACAUUUAAAGGCAGUAGGUUUUAAGUUAAAUGUUAGUUCAUGUUCAUAAACAAGCCCACAGGUUAAUUUAAAUUUCUCAACAGAUUAGUUGAAGUCAGAAAUAUUGUGGCUGUUAGCAUGAUUAUGUUUUUCUAUAUGCAUAAGGUUGUAUUUUUUUGGGGAGCGUGCUUUUGCUUUGUUUUGUAGGAAAUGAUUAAAAAUAUAUGUGUGUAGACCACCAUAUAGGAACAGUACCAGCGGUUCUGUGGUCGAGAGCUGGAAUCUGUGCAGCAUUCUGUCUGAUGGUUUAGCUUGAUGUAAUAUGGAUGUCAGUUCUGUUACAAAACAUCCCUUGAUUUUUGCAUGCAUAAAACAUGCGUCUGCCUUUAAAGACCUCCCUUUGUUCUCUGUAUUUGCAUAAAUGGUGUUUGUAUCUGUG
Paramormyrops kingsleyae is the source of this 1667-nucleotide messenger RNA. RefSeq names its product nucleoside-triphosphatase, cancer-related (gene ntpcr). The record is from RefSeq and is a predicted model, not a curated record. Gene Ontology annotation, molecular function: ATP hydrolysis activity. NCBI's taxonomy places the organism in Eukaryota, Metazoa, Chordata, Actinopteri, Osteoglossiformes, Mormyridae.